AUGAAUACACAACCAAUACUCAAGGCUUUUUACAAUGACACUGCGAUCGAGAACUGGGUGUGCAUUAAUAUAGUAGAAUAUUAUCAUGCGAAAUCGGGACAAAAAAAUCUGAUUAAGAUAAUGGAUCAUAUAAAAAAGGACCUUCAGAAAGUAGCAGAUGAUGAUUCUGAAUUUGAGAUGAUGUGCAAAAGAAAAGCUCAGGAAAUCCUUAACGAUUGGAAGUACAAGCUGAGACUCUUGGUCUUCAGUGAUGAAUUCUUGGUUCGACGCUUAGUACAAACUGGGACUCUUGUCUACACAGAAGAAAAACCUAAAGCGUUCCAAUGGCGUGAAUAUUGGGAGUUUGCAAGUAAAAAAGAUCAAGCAGAUGAUCACAAAGAGUUACAGAAAACUCCCGAGCAUAAAAUAUAUUCAGAUUUAUUCGUUCCCCCAACCACAAAAAGUGAAAGUGACGAUAAAGAAACUGAUAGUGAUGACUUUAGCCUGGAUAAGCGAAACCCUAAGAAUUUUACGUUCGAUGAAUUUGUAGAUAGGAAUGAUGAAUAUGUGGAUGAUGAUCAAGAGAGUCUUUUUCUAGAUGAGUUUUUUUUUGAUGAUUCGGUUGCGCUUGAUGAAAAUGAUGAUGGCAAUCCCGUGA
This is a messenger RNA of Racocetra persica, 637 nucleotides long. The record is from the annotation of a GenBank genome assembly. Lineage: Eukaryota; Fungi; Glomeromycota; Glomeromycetes; Diversisporales; Gigasporaceae.